Molecule: messenger RNA, 1044 nt
Organism: Metarhizium robertsii ARSEF 23
Lineage: Eukaryota; Fungi; Ascomycota; Sordariomycetes; Hypocreales; Clavicipitaceae
Product: Alcohol dehydrogenase superfamily, zinc-type
Exons: 1
Coding region: 1-1044 (347 amino acids)
Cellular component (GO): mitochondrion
Molecular function (GO): oxidoreductase activity
Source: RefSeq, a predicted model, not a curated record
AUGGCGUCGCCUUCCCUUCCCAGCACCAUGAAAGUGGUGCACCAACCCGACCCCAACUCGACGCGCCUCGUCCUUGAAGACGCGCCACUGCCGACCAUUUCCCGCCCGGACGAGUGUCUUGUCCGUGUUUACACCACUACGCCGUGCGCGGGUGAACUACACUGGGAGACAUGGUUUCCUUCCCUCUUUGCGCCCGGGCGAGAGAGAGUCCCCUGCACCGAGGCUGCAGGCGUUGUCGCCAAACUCGCUGACAGCGACGAGGCCCGGGCCUCUGGCUUCAAAAUCGGAGACGAGGUGUUUUUCCGCCUCGAGCCGUCUCAAACCGGCAACCUGCGUCAAUACACCCUAGCUCGACUCUCUCAAAUGGCACACAAGUCCAAGAACGUGGGAUGGACAGAUGCCGGGGCGACGCCACUAAGUGCACUCACGGCCUGGCAGGGCGUCUUCCAACAUGGGGUCCUGGAUGAAAAGGCAGUGUUUGGAGAUGAAGCAGCCCGAGAGAAAAAUAGGACUCUCAAGGUGCUUAUUACAGGAGCCUCUGGUGUCGUGGGCAGCUGGGCGGUUCAGUUUGCAUCUCUCGCCGGAGCAGGCCAGGUUAUCACCGUCGCUGGCGGCCACGCCGGCGAAUAUGUUCGAAAGCUGGGCGCGACAGACGUGUUGGACUACAAGAAGCAGAGUAUUUCCGACUGGGUGGCCGUGAAUUCAUCGGAGCGCGAGGUAGAUGCCGCUUUCGACUGCGUUGGCGGAUCAACGCUUGCGUCGUGCUGGUCUGCCGUGAAAGAAGGGGGUGUAUUGCACAGCAUCACCGGCGACCCGCAGCAGUCGAAGCCAGAGUCGAUUACGAAGAAGCUUGCCGAGGCAAAGUGGUUCCUGGUUGAACCCAACGGUAAGCAGCUGGGGGCAAUUUCUAAGCUGCAAGGAGAAGGCAAGUGUGUCACCAAGGUGGAUAGUUUGGUUGAUCUUGCCGAUUUCCAGGAAGCGUUUGAUAAGGUUGAGGACAAAAAGGCAAAUGGCAAGGUAGUUAUCCGAGUCCAGGGUUGGUGA